CUGUGCCUAUUGGGCAGUGCGCCUGUCCGUCAGGCUGCUGAGGCGUUAGGGGGCGGCGGUGGCCAUUUUGGAGCGGAGAGCGGGGCCGGGCGGAGCGGAGGGAGCGCGGAGGCUCCCGCCAACCCCCGCCAUGGCGGCCCCUCUCGGUACCGGCGCCCGCGCGGAGGAGACAGAGCAGGAGAAACAGGACACGCCGGAGAAGGAGCCCGUCCCCCCCGAGCGGGCGGAGGAGGCGAAGCUCAAAGCCAAAUACCCCAACCUGGGCCAGAAGCCCGGCGGCUCCGAUUUCCUCAUGAAGAGGCUGCAGAAAGGGCAAAAAUACUUCGAUUCCGGCGACUACAACAUGGCCAAGGCCAAGAUGAAGAACAAGCAGCUCCCGAGCGUGACAGGCGACCACAUCCCCACCCCGCAGGACCUGCCGCAGCGCAAAUCCUCCCUCGUCACCAGCAAGCUGGCCGGGUAGCCCGCGCCGCGCGCCUUUGCUCCUAUUGCGCUUCACUUUCUGGCUGAACGGGUUGAACUUCACUGUACCCGGGAGCGCCACCAUCCCCAUCCCUGUUUGAGUUUUGACAGCGAACGAGCGAGGGGCGGAUUGGCUCGGGUUGUUCCUCCCAGCGCGCGCGUUCGCCGAUUAAUGAUCGGAACCUCGUUAGCGGCGCCGCGGGGGGGAGGGGACGGCGCGGUGGGCGCCGGGACAAGUUUUCGGUGGGUGAGAAGGUGCGAUUGGGAGUUUAGCGAUGAGAAUACAAACGUGGGGCGCGACGGCGGCGCUGGGGACGGUUUAGUGUCCCCUCGGUGGUGGCAAAACCUUCGUGACGGUGUCAGGCGCCCCCACCUUCCACUCAUUUAUCGGCUUCUUUUUGCCUCCUUUAUUGUUGCAUUUUCAUCAUUUUAGGGCUGAAAUUAGUUUUUAAAACCCCCCCAAAUUUGAGCCCGGCCUUGCUAAACCGCCCAGUUUUUAAGGCAAAAAUAAGACGUGUGGGUGAGUGGAUGUUUUGGGGUCUUUUUGCUCCCCCCCCCUGCUCCUCAGGAUUUGCAGCAGGGGAACCUGAGGCAGGUUGUGGGUGUCAUUGUCCCACGAGCGCCCCCCCACCCCCCGGGCGUUGUGUAAAUAGCUACGGAUCAGAUCUAUAAAAAUAGAGCUAUAAUUUUUUUACAUGUUCA
Molecule: messenger RNA, 1164 nt
Organism: Columba livia (rock pigeon)
Lineage: Eukaryota; Metazoa; Chordata; Aves; Columbiformes; Columbidae
Gene: ENSA
Product: endosulfine alpha
Exons: 3
Coding region: 131-463 (110 amino acids)
Cellular component (GO): cytoplasm
Molecular function (GO): protein phosphatase inhibitor activity
Source: RefSeq, a predicted model, not a curated record